AUGGAGUUACCCAAGAUUACACGUUUCCUAUGGUGCUACCUUACUAUCCUCUUGGCCUUUGGCCAAGUCUUGGUCGCGCAGCUGCCAAAGGAGGAGCCGGCAAUCCCCAAGGAUGGUCUUCAAAUUCGGCUUGAACGUGAACUAUUUGCCAAGCAGCAGUCAGUUGUCUACGCUAGUCAUCUCGAAUUUGACGUCGAGCCAAAGAUAUCGGAUAGACAACUCUUGAAGAUUGCCAUCGAUGCGUUCAAAGAGAUGAGGCACAUGGUUGAUGAAAAUAAGCUAGGAAAAAAGAAGAUUCCAAACGUGAUGACUACCCUCCUUGUUGGCAAAGAAAUAAUCUUCGCGUCGUCGGCAAAAGGCUCAAACGAGCCGAUCAAGGAAGAUAGUCAGGUACAAGACGACCUCACCGCUUGCGGCGAAGGUUCAAAAAACAAACACAAAAAUGGCGGGAGGUGUGGUGAGGUUAUGGCUUUCCACGAAUACUAUAAGAGUCGUGUUGAUCCAAAGAAAUUGGGCGAGGAUAGCGGCGCUCGAAUUGUGGCAAUCGCAUUCCCGAGGGAUGCCGAUCCGGCAACCGCGCAACCCGAAAUUCUGGCCCCCUGUGGUAGCGGCGAUAACUGGGGCUGCGACAGGCUUGUAAAAGGCCUCAAUAUAUUGGAUAAUAACAAGGUUGCAGCGGAUCAGGAAAUGGAAGACUUUGAUUACAAGACGCUGAGGAACGAAGGAAAGCUCAAGAGCAUCAAAACCAAGUUUGAAGAGGGCAACGGGUUACCGCCCGCUGACAAGCCUGGCGGAGACAAGAAGAAAGGGCCGCCAAAGAACAAGUUAGCCCCCAGACCCAACCAAAAGCCGCCCACCCCGGCAGACACUGGAAAUGCGGAAGACACGGGAGACUCUGAAGACAAAGAGGUCGAUACCAGUGGCAAGAAAAAGGGACCGCCAAAGAACAAUCUACCCCCCAGGCCACCAAAAGAAUGGGUGGACACCCCACAUGAGGUGGGAGAUUCUGAAGACAAAGAAGUCGACACGAAUAGAGAGAAAAAAGGGCCGCCAAAGAACAACUUGGCCCCAAGGCCGCCAAAGAAAAGGCCGUCCACCCCGGUAGAGUCGGGAGCCUCUGGAGACUCUGGAGACUCUGGAGACUCUGGAGACUCGGGAGACUCGGGAGACAAGGAAGUUGACCAUGGAAAGAAGAAAACACCGCCUCAUCGCAAGCCGCCGCCAAGACCACACCGCAGGUCAAGGGCCCCUGAUCAGGAUGGUGAAGAAUCAGGCCACGAGGAACCGAGAGAUACCGACAAGGUUGAAUCCAGUGCUGGAAAGCGGCUAUCAGAUGAAACGCCUGGAAGACACAAGCCAAGUCGCUAUUUCCGAGCGUAA
Beauveria bassiana ARSEF 2860 is the source of this 1380-nucleotide messenger RNA. RefSeq lists its product as uncharacterized. Lineage: Eukaryota; Fungi; Ascomycota; Sordariomycetes; Hypocreales; Cordycipitaceae. The record is from RefSeq and is a predicted model, not a curated record. The transcript has 2 exons. Bases 1 to 1380 code for a protein of 459 amino acids.